This is a messenger RNA of Cyprinodon variegatus (sheepshead minnow), 1644 nucleotides long. RefSeq names its product GID complex subunit 8 (gene gid8). NCBI's taxonomy places the organism in Eukaryota, Metazoa, Chordata, Actinopteri, Cyprinodontiformes, Cyprinodontidae. The record is from RefSeq and is a predicted model, not a curated record. Gene Ontology annotation, cellular component: cytoplasm; nucleus. Gene Ontology annotation, biological process: proteasome-mediated ubiquitin-dependent protein catabolic process; positive regulation of canonical Wnt signaling pathway. Gene Ontology annotation, molecular function: protein binding. Bases 99 to 785 code for a protein of 228 amino acids. The transcript has 5 exons.
CGGAAAUAACAAAGGAAAAACGACGAAGAAGACGACAUAAGCUCCGUUAGCUUCUUUGCUACUAUUUGGAAGUAGCAAUACAAUUUCAGGAUAUAAUCAUGAGUUAUGCAGAUAAGCCAGAGGAUAUAACAAAGGAUGAGUGGAUGGAUAAACUCAACAAUGUCCAUAUUCAGAGAACUGAUAUGAAUAGGCUGAUAAUGAACUACCUGGUCACAGAAGGAUUCAAAGAGGCAGCAGAAAAGUUCAGAAUGGAGUCUGGAAUAGAACCCAGCGUGGACCUGGACUCUUUAGAUGAACGGAUUAAGAUUAGAGAGUUAAUAUUAAAAGGUCAAAUCCAGGAUGCCAUUGCUCUUAUCAAUAGUCUGCACCCGGAACUGCUAGACACAAACCGUUAUCUAUACUUUCACUUACAGCAGCAGCAUCUAAUUGAGCUGAUUCGUCUUCGGGAGACAGAGGCUGCCCUUGAAUUUGCCCAGUCUCAAUUAGCAGAGCAGGGAGAGGAGAGCCGAGAAUGUCUGACUGAGAUGGAGAGGACACUGGCUUUGUUGGCGUUUGACAACCCAGAAGAGUCUCCCUUUGGAGAUCUGCUCAAUAUUAUGCAGAGGCAAAAGGUCUGGAGUGAGGUUAACCAGUGUGUAUUAGACUACGAAAACAGAGAAUCUACUCCAAAGCUGGCCAAGCUGCUGAAACUACUGCUGUGGGCUCAGAACGAACUUGACCAAAAGAAAGUCAAGUAUCCCAAAAUGACUGACCUCAGUAAGGGAACAAUCGAAGAUCCCAAAUAAAGACUCAGCAUAAAUAAAUAUCAUAUCCUUACAGAAUGGACACAAUUCUUAACCUAUUUAUAACCUAGGAAGCGGAAUCAGUUAUAGUACAACCUUUUCUUUUUGUAAGGGUUGCCUUUUGAUACUUUAUUAAUUCUAAACUGGACUGAUUACAGUUUAAGGUUACUUUGUAUUAAAUAACAACCAAACUGGUUAUCUUAUUUUUAAUUUUAAUUUGCAUAUUUGUCUAUGUAAAGCCAAAAUGUUUCAUUUACUCUAGUUUUUCUGUCUGUUGGCAGGGAAUGUUGGUAGUGGAGGUUGUAAAUAAAGCCUAAAUUAGGCUGCUUGUCAGUGUGUGUGCAUGUGUGCCCACUUCAAGGAUGCAGGGAUUCAUCAGGAUAAAGUGUUGGCUUAAUGUGCAGUGCUUCAAAUAUGUAUAUUUUUUUGUUUUAAGGAACACAUUUCAACCUCUGGGAUUUCAUCUGGUACUUACAUGUGAAAAGAACAGUCAGAAUUCAUUACCUGGGAGAUGUUUAAGGCUACUGCGAUUCUGAAAGUAAACCUUAUUUCGUCACCACAUAAUAUUUAGACACUCACUAGAAAUGUUGGAAAAAAUACACAAGCAAAUAAAAACACCUAAGCUCUAAGUUAUGAUAGUUAUUUCAUUUGAAUUGAAAUUACUGGAGUAUUAAUAUUUUUUCAUAGCAUACUGUGACUAUGUAAGCCUGAGGAACAUGAUGUUUUAAGAGGUGAGUAAAUGCAAACAUGGAGACACUAUAAUGCUAUUACAUUUAAAUGAUUUGCAUUUUGAGCGACUUAGCUAAAUUUUUGUUGUGCUCUUUUCCUGCUAUAUUAUUUUGCAAUAAAAAAAUAUUUCUCG